AUGGUGCGCGUUAUCAUUAAGGGAGGUGUGUGGAAAAACACCGAGGAUGAAAUCCUCAAAGCUGCCAUUAUGAAAUAUGGCAAAAAUCAGUGGAGUCGUAUCGCUUCAUUACUGCACAGAAAAUCGGCCAAGCAAUGUAAAGCUCGAUGGUUUGAAUGGCUCGAUCCUGGAAUCAAAAAAACCGAAUGGUCUCGCGAGGAAGAUGAAAAGCUUUUGCAUUUGGCGAAGCUUAUGCCAACGCAAUGGCGUACAAUUGCACCAAUUGUGGGAAGAACGGCUGCUCAAUGUUUAGAAAGAUACGAGCAUCUGCUAGAUGAAGCUCAACGAAAGGCAGAAGGCCUCGACGAAGAAGCGACAGAAGCAAGGAAACUCAAACCUGGAGAGAUUGAUCCGACGCCAGAAACGAAACCAGCUCGUCCGGAUCCAAUUGAUAUGGAUGACGAUGAGCUCGAGAUGCUUUCUGAAGCGAGAGCACGUUUGGCUAAUACCCAAGGAAAGAAGGCGAAACGAAAGGCUCGUGAGCGUCAGCUUUCCGACGCCCGUCGUCUUGCAUCGUUGCAAAAAAGAAGGGAAAUGAGAGCUGCUGGAUUAGCAUUCGCGAGGAAAUUCAAACCAAGAGCGAAUCAAAUCGAUUACAGUGCAGAGAUCCCAUUCGAGAAGCAUAUUCCUGCCGGAUUUCAUGAUCCUGGAGAGGAUAAAUAUGUCGUCGAGGAUCAGCAUCAGAAAGCAAUUGCUGAUCAUCAAAAACCCAUCGGUCGUGAAAUUGAGAAUCAGAUGAGACGUGAAGAUCGUGAGAAAAUCAAAAGAAAAAAGGAACAAGGAGAAGCUGACGCAGUAUUUAACAUCAAGGAGAAGAAGCGAAGCAAGCUCGUCCUUCCUGAGCCACAAAUCAGUGAUCGCGAAUUGGAGCAGAUAGUCAAGAUUGGGCAUGCCUCCGAUAGUGUUCGCCAGUAUAUUGAUGGUAAUGCGACUAGCGGACUUCUUACUGACUACACUGAGUCCGCAAGAGCAAACGCUGUAGCGGCACGAACCAUGAGAACGCCAAUGCCGAAAGAUACUAUUCAAACAGAAAUUGCUAAUCUUAUGGCUUUGCAAAACACCGAAUCUGCUCUUAAAGGAGGACUUAAUACUCCACUUCAUGAAUCCGAGCUCGGGAAAGGAGUUCUUCCAACGCCAAGCAUUGCUGCCACUCCAAACACGGUUCUGCAGGCUAUUGCUGCCACGCCUCAGACAAUGCAGCCCGGAGCAACUCCUGGAGGUUUCACGACGCCUGCUGCCACUCCUUUCCGUGAUCAGAUGCGAAUCAAUGAUGAAUCGGCACUUGGAAACAGCUAUGAGACGAAAGUUAAUUUGAAGCGAGCUCUCGCUAAUCUACCGACACCGAAAAACGAUUUCGAGAUUGUUGCUCCGGAAGAUGAUGGGCCGGAUGAUGAAGAAGCUUGUGAACAAGAAGAGGGAUGGGUUGAAGACGCAUCUGAAAGAGCAGAGAGAAGAGCUAAAAUGAAAGCCGAGCUUCGUUUAAAGAAUUUGAAGCUAAGAUCGCAGGUUUACCAACGAAAUCUGCCAAAACCAGCAAAGCUAAAGGAACAGGCCAUCAGACCAUCGAAUGGAUCAUCCGACGUUGCUAAGGCCGAAGACCUCAUUAAAGAGGAAAUGAUGAAAUUGAUCGCUUGGGAUGUUGAAGGAAAAGCACCGGAAGUGUUAGUUGCUCGUGAAGAUAUUGAUGCUGCCAGUGAGCUUAUUAAGAAAGAAGCUGAUGACGGUCCGGAACUUGAUGAAACUAUGUGGAAAGUUGUGGAACAAUGCACAUCGGAACUUGUUUUUAGCAAGAAUAAAUUCACAAGGAUUGCUAUUUUGCCGAAAAAUGAACAAAUGGAAGUGCUCAAUCAGCAAUUCCAGCUCUAUCGCGAAUGGAUGAAUGCUCGCGCUAAGAAGGCGGCAAAAAUCGAAAAACGGCUACGCGUGAAACUUGGAGGAUAUCAGGCGAUCCACGAGAAGUUGUGCAAGAAGUUUCAAGAGGUCGAGCGCGAUAUUGAGAUGACACGAAUCGAGAAGGACACGUUCUCCAAACUGGCCGAGCAUGAGCAGAAGGCGAUUAGGAAGCGAGUUGGGCGAUUGCAAGAAGAAGUGAAGACGCAAGAAGUUCGCGAAAAAGAGCUUCAGAAGAUCUACUCGAAACUUUCUGAUCAGCAAUGGAAACUGUCACAAGUGGAAAUCCGCAACAAUGCGUCGACGACAGGAGCCCCCGUCAGCUAUUGA
Caenorhabditis bovis is the source of this 2259-nucleotide messenger RNA. The record is from the annotation of a GenBank genome assembly. NCBI's taxonomy places the organism in Eukaryota, Metazoa, Nematoda, Chromadorea, Rhabditida, Rhabditidae.